GUUUCCGUUUCCGUUUACUACCGUGUAUUGGUCCAUUAAAAUACACAACAGUUACUUCAUUUCCAACAUGUCUAUUUCGUUUAGUAGCUGUUUAAAUGUUUAUUUCACAGACUAGUGUAUUGAACAUUCACUUGAGCCAGCUGUUUGAAGCAAUAUAGAAGCCCUCGCGCGCAUGCGUUUCACGGAUGAAAUCAGUGGAUUAGUCUUGUGCUUGUGCUGGGGAGGUGAGUAGCAACAGAACAUCAGCAGGCGUUUAUCAAUAGUGUAGCUAGCUUGCGAGCUACACGACUAUAGCUGUCUAGCUAGCUACACAUAUUAUCUAACAACAGGCGUACAAAAAUCGAUCCCAUUCAGAUCACUGCUGAUUGGGAGCUUGCUAGGCUACUCUUUGGGAUUUGCAAUGUCGCAUCGAUAUCCUUCUGCGUGCGUCACAUGCACAACACGAGUCUGUUGUUUACAGCUGGUUUUCGAAUAAUCAGUUACGGGUUUAAACUAGUUACCUAGCAAAUUCGCUGCAAAACACUCGCCUCCUUAAUGUCGAUGGAGGAGGACGACGGAAAGCGAGGGUCGCGAGAAGAGUGGACACUCCUGUUUUGGACCUCCCUCGCCGUUAUAGUCCCUGUGAUUAUUACAUUGUGGUGCAGUGCUCAGCGCUCCAAACGGAAAAUACACAUGAAAGACUUCUUCCGCAAGAGCAAACACGGUUGGCACUACACCGAUCUGUUCAACAAGCCUACAUACUGCUGUGUAUGCUCUCAACACAUUCUGCAAGGGGCGUACUGUGAUUGCUGUGGGCUAUGUACCGACGAGCACUGCCUCCGUCGGGCCGACCGGACACACGGCUGCAAGGAGAUUAUGGCCCCAUCUCGAACGGACGGUGCACUGGAGCACCGCUGGGUCCGGGGAAACGUCCCACUCGCCAGUUACUGUGUUGUGUGCAAACAGCAAUGCGGGACUCAGCCGAAGCUGUGCGACUUUAGGUGUGUGUGGUGUCAGAUCACGGUGCACGACGACUGCAAGGCCAACCUGACGGACGGCGACCACUGCGACCUGGGAGAGUUCCGGAACCUCAUCAUCCCCCCUCACUACCUCCACCACGUCAACAAGCUCCGUCGCCGGCACCCCGACGAGUACACCAAGUUGGCAGCAGGCUGUGGGAGCAGCUGGACCCCAGUGCUAGUCCUGGCUAACACUCGCAGCGGCAACAACAUGGGAGAGGCCCUGCUGGGGGAGUUCCGCACCAUCCUCAACCCCGUCCAGGUGUUUGACCUGUCCCAGCUGGCACCCUCCAAGGCCCUGCAGCUGUGCACCCUGCUCCCCCCGGGCAGUGUCAGGGUGCUGGUGUGCGGGGGGGAUGGCACCGUCGGAUGGGUGCUGGACGCCGUCGACUCCAUGAAGCUUAAGGGUCAGGACCAGUUCAUGCCCAGGGUGACCAUCCUGCCGUUAGGAACAGGAAAUGACCUGUCCAACUCGCUGGGCUGGGGGGCGGGCUACGCCGGGGAGAUCCCUGUGGAGCAGGUGCUCAGAAACAUCCUGGAGGCUGAGGUGGUCAAGAUGGACAGGUGGAAAGUGCAGGUGGCUUCAAAAGGCCUCUACUUUCGUAAGCCCAAGGUUCUGUCCAUGAAUAAUUAUUUCUCCGUGGGGCCUGAUGCACUGAUGGCGCUCAACUUCCACACCCACCGCGAGAAAACGCCCUCUUUCUUCUCCAGCCGCAUCAUCAACAAGGCUGUGUAUUUCCUUUAUGGCACCAAAGAUUGCUUAGUGCAAGAAUGCCAUGACCUGGAUAAGAGGAUUGAGCUGGAGCUGGAUGGUGAGAGGGUGGCAUUGCCCAGUCUGGAGGGGAUCAUCGUGUGUAACAUCGGGUACUGGGGCGGGGGGUGCCGGCUGUGGGAGGGCAUGGGGGAUGAUCCCUGCCCCCCUACACGGCUGGAUGACGGUCUGCUGGAGGUCGUCGGAGUGUUUGGCUCCUUCCACUGUGCUCAGAUCCAGGUCAAGCUGGCUAACCCUGUGAGGCUAGGACAGGCCCACACAGUCAGGCUGGUUCUCAAGAGCUCCAGGAUGCCCAUGCAGGUGGACGGGGAACCGUGGGCACAGGGCCCCUGCACCAUCACCAUCACCCACAAGACGCAGGCCCUCAUGCUGUACCACAGCGCCGAGCAGACGGACGACGACGAGGACGAAUCCAGCGCCUCUGAGGCAGAGAGCCCCGCCCCCCACGACUCACCCAGGCCUGCAGGGCCCGCCUCCGCUCGUGCUUGAAGCUGGUUGGUUUUGGGGAACCACGCCCCCCCUGCCCUCCACCCUCACAGGUGGGAGAGAAGGAGUGAGUGAAUGUUUUCAGAGGAGGACUGCUGUAUAUUUGCACUGACCCCCCCCCCCCCCCCUUGUGCCAUAGUUACACCUACAGUACUUAGUUCAGUUUCAGUAGUCCGGCACGAUCCCACAGGCACAUCUAAUGUCUCUGUCUCAGGGAGACAUUGGUCCUGUUCUGUGAUAAAGUAGAAUAUAUAUUUAUAUAUGUCAGUCACUGGAAAAUACUUUUGUUGCGAUUCCUAUAGAUUUCAUGCACUUUCACUAAAAAGUUGUCGACCAAAUUAAUGGUUACGUGUUGUACUGGAGAAAAAGCGGUUUAUUCAGAAAAUGUCUUAAGCAUGUGUUACUUGACUUUAGCGUUCCGUUUCCAAAAGCACUUCCAUAAGCACUCUAUCUUUUAACUACGUUUCACUGGAUAAACUGCAUUUUCACUGCUACCAAAGGAGUAUUUAAAUGAGAUACUCUUACCUGUUUACCACAUGUGUUUUGCCAUUUCUGGGCACUUAUCUUUUAGACCUUUUAGAAAUUGCUCAAAGUCUACAUAUAAUAAUUUUGCUUGACUUGUUUGUUAGUAACAUAGGUCGUAUUCCUGUUUCUGCUGUUUGCAACACUUAAUUUGGCCACAAGGUUGCGUCUAAGUUAUUCAGUGUGCAGUGGGGAUUUUAAGGAGAGCAGAAAUGUAUCAGAAAAGGAUGACACUCCAUCCAUGUCAUGUUUUUGUUUGUAUGUUUAUUUAAAGACAGUAUUGGCAUAUUGAUGAAUGUGUCUGAAUGUCUAGCAUCAAAUAAUGAUAUUUUUGGAGUCAGUCUUUUUACGUAAGACUACACCAAAAAUGUCAGCCAUAUUAUAGCAAUGUACUGUAUUUUGUGGCCCAAGUGCUGACAUUUUUACUCCUACUGACGUAGCAGAAAAAAUGUGACAAAUGAUUGUCAUCUGUCCUCCCAAGUCGUGGUUUUACGUUCCAACUGAUCCCUCAAACUGUUAGUGUCCAUAUAAUGCCAAUGCUUGUAUGAUGUGCUGCUCCCUUUCUAAUCAAUCAAAUGUUAUUUUCUUCACUGUAUCUUGUCAAGUAUCGAAGGUGCAUUGAGGACAUCGAUAAUGUCAUGUUUGAAAGCGCUAGUUUUACAUGUAAACCUCACCUACAUGUUUACAACAACCCUGAAUGCUGAA
Osmerus eperlanus (European smelt) is the source of this 3483-nucleotide messenger RNA. It is a transcript of the gene dgke, whose product is annotated as diacylglycerol kinase, epsilon. The transcript is spliced from 11 exons. NCBI's taxonomy places the organism in Eukaryota, Metazoa, Chordata, Actinopteri, Osmeriformes, Osmeridae. Bases 535 to 2259 code for a protein of 574 amino acids. Gene Ontology annotation, molecular function: ATP-dependent diacylglycerol kinase activity. The record is from RefSeq and is a predicted model, not a curated record.